AUGAGAUUGUUCCCAUCACUACAAUUCAAUCCAGGUGUAUUUCUAAACUCUACAUUGCCACCUGUUAGAGAGAUCAGUAACGUCGUCAUGGACCAACCAUAUCAAAUAGUGUCAGCCGAGAAGAUCACAGACAUGGGUAACAUGUGGGGUCAGUUCUUGAUUCACAACAUGGCAUUCUCAAAGCCUGAUCCAAACUAUCCAAUGCCAAUUCCAGUGCCCAAGUGUGAUGCAUACUUUGAUCCAAGAUGCACUGGCAACAUGACCAUGCCAUACUUCCGAACUGGAUUCACCAAGGUUUCAUGCACCAAGACUACGUCUACUCGCCAAUCAGAUGGAUUCUGCUACGAACAAAUCAACACAAUGUCAUCAUACAUUGAUGCCAACCCUGUCUAUGGUACUACCAAAGAUACUGCCGACUUGUUGAGAUCAUUUGACAAGGGCAAGAUGAUUGUCGACCAUGGUCCAAAUGGAGACAUGCCACCAAGAGGUAUCAGUGGAGUCACAAUCGAUAAUGAUGCCAGGAGAUACCCAACCGAUCAACUGUUCAGUGUUGGAGAGAGACGUGGAAAUGAGAACCCAGGCCUCACUUCAAUCCAUGUCGUGCUGCUUAGAGAGCACAAUAGAUUGGCAGACAAGUUCGGCAGACUCAAUCCUCAAUGGGACGACGAAGCAAUCUUCCAACAGACCAGAAGCUGCAUCAUUGAGCAGGUCCAGAAGAUAUCAUACGAGGAGUACUUGACCACCAUCCUUGGAGAGUUCCCUCAAUACACUGGAUACGAUGAGAACACCGAUGUCUCUGUGUCCACCGAGUUCACCACUGCUGCAUUCAGAUUUGGACACAGCGAGGUUGGUCCCAACAUUGAGAUGGUCAACCGCGACGGCAGCUUUGGAAAGCCCCUGUCCAUUCGUGACGCCUACUUCAACCCAACAGCCCUGGACAAUGGAAUUGAGAAUGUUGUCCGUGGUCUCAUCUACAAGCAAGAGGCCAAUGUCGAUAUCUACAUUAUCUCUGAGCUCCGCAACUUCUUGUUUGGCAAGCCUGGUCAGGGAGGAAUGGACCUCGGUUCGAGGAACUUGAUGCGCAACCGUGAUCACGGAAUGCCAUCAUACAACCAAAUGCGCCGAUACAUGGGCCUGCCAGCCGUCAACACAUGGGCCGAUAUCUCAUCAGAUAUUGAGGUCCAGGAACGUUUGAGAUUCGCCUACCAUGGAGACAUCGAGUUGGUGGACGCCUACGUCGGUGGUCUUGCUGAGGACCACAUGUACAAGGCAGCCGUCGGACAGACCUUCUACCACCUGAUCCUUGACCAGUUUGUCCGAACGAGAAAGGGAGAUAGGUUCUGGUAUGAGCUGCCAGAGAUCAGAAAGGUCAACGAACAGUGCGAGUCAACUUCAUUCUCAAAGUUGAUCAGGAGAAACACCAAUGACAUUGGUCCUCUACCAAAGAACGUGUUCCUCUUGGCAUCCGACUCCAACCCAUUGGAGAAUUGA
Messenger RNA from Acytostelium subglobosum LB1, 1491 nucleotides. RefSeq lists its product as hypothetical. The transcript has 3 exons. Gene Ontology annotation, molecular function: heme binding; peroxidase activity. The record is from RefSeq and is a predicted model, not a curated record. Bases 1 to 1491 code for a protein of 496 amino acids. NCBI's taxonomy places the organism in Eukaryota, Evosea, Eumycetozoa, Acytosteliales, Acytosteliaceae. Gene Ontology annotation, biological process: response to oxidative stress.